This is a messenger RNA of Ramularia collo-cygni, 1509 nucleotides long. Its product is annotated as related to benzoate 4-monooxygenase cytochrome P450. The record is from RefSeq and is a predicted model, not a curated record. The coding region runs from base 1 to 1509 and encodes 502 amino acids. The transcript has 4 exons. NCBI's taxonomy places the organism in Eukaryota, Fungi, Ascomycota, Dothideomycetes, Mycosphaerellales, Mycosphaerellaceae. Gene Ontology annotation, molecular function: iron ion binding; oxidoreductase activity, acting on paired donors, with incorporation or reduction of molecular oxygen; monooxygenase activity.
AUGGAGUUGUUCAUGCUGGGAACGAUUGCUGGAGGAGCUUUGAUAUUGUUCGCGCUCUUCCAGAUCUCACAAAGGUCUCGUGACCCCCUUUCUCACAUUCCUGGGCCUUGGUACUCCCGAUACACUUCCUUGGUCUUUGUUUUCAAUGCUUUGGUCCCGCGAGCACAUGUCUAUGUUGACAAUCUGCAUCGCUCAUAUGGACCAGUUGUGCGUUUGGCACCCAAUAUGGUCGCCGUGUCAGAUCCUGACGGAGUGGCGGACAUCUUUCGAUCUAGCAGAGGGUACCUGAAGGGGCCAUUAUAUGACUCUCUUCUGAGGAGUUUCUUCGCCACUAGAGAUCCUGCUCUACAUGGUCAACGCCGCCGACUCUUUGCUCGGCCACUGGCCAACUCAUCGAUUCUGAAGUUUUGGUCGGAAGAUGUCCGUCAACGUGCGACGCGAGCAGUACAAAGGAUCAAAAGCGAUGCAAAGACCAAAGGCGAAGGCGACGCCUACAAAUGGUGGAACAUCAUGGCCAAUGAUGUGAUUACAACCGCAUCUUUCGGCGAAUCGCUCAAUCUCUUGGAGUCCGACGAACAUUUGCCGUACAUCGAAGCUGUGAAGAAAACAUUGAGAUGCUCUUCUCUCUACAGAAACUUCCCCAGAAUCAUGCCGCUUCUCAAGCAUCUGCCUAUUCCUCGGUUACAGGAGUUACUCACUGCGAGACCAAAGGUUGAGAAAUACACCGCCAAGGCUGUGCAGAACUUUCGUGCCAAUGGCAUGCAACGAGAUGGCAAUGAUAUUAGUCGCAACAUCUUCACACAAAUCGUAGCCCAGGCUGAUGAUCAGGAUGAAGAAKGUCUUCGGGCUAUCACGGAUGAAGAUGUCCAUGACGAAGCUCUCACCUUGAUGCUUGGCGGUACUGAUAGUACGUCCUCAACACUUACAUAUUGCACAUGGGCUGUGCUGUGUCAUCCUGAGAUACGUGACGAGCUAGAGCGUGAGGUCUCAGCUCUAUCCGACGACUUGACUCCCAAAGAGCUUGAGCAGGCCCGUUACCUCAAUGCAGUCAUUCAUGAGACCUUGCGCUUACAUGGGCCCGUGUCUGUUGGUCUGCAGCGUGUGGUCCCACCGAGUGGUGCUCGCAUAGCGGGCUUUGAACUCGGCCCUGGUACGGUGGUAUGGCCUCAGAUGUACACCACUCGCUACGAUUCAGYAAUCUGGCCAGAUCCAAUGAAAUUCGACCCAACACGCUUUCUGGACGUCAAGCUACCUUCCAUGGUCGAAGGCAAUUUGACAUCCACACAGAAGAAAGUCUAUGUUCCUUUCGGCGGUGGGACCCGCAUGUGUCUUGGAAUCAACCUGGCAUAUCUGGAACUACGUCUCGGUCUUGCUAUUUUCUUUAGGGAAUGCAGGGGAGCGAAACUGUCGAAUAGCAUGUCGUUGGAUGAUAUGACCCCGGAUCACUUUUUUGUGAGCUCUCCGAAGGGACGCCGAUGCUUGAUCACGCUUGCCGAUUCGAAGGAGUGA